CCCACAAAUCCCAUCCUACCUAUUCUCUUCAUUCUAAACGGCGUAACGGGGCUCCUGCUUGAAACGCCGUUACUUUUCUCCACCCCGUUAAGUCACGUGGCUUGCCACAAAUUUUGAGUCGGCUUCAAUUCAUGGAAUUAGAGCAGUUAAGCCUCGCUCCAAAUCCCGUUGACGCCGACAUUGACAGCCCUACUAACGGCAAGUCGACGCCGGCCACCGACGGCGGAGAUGACGGAAGUAAGGCCCCGAGACUCCCACGCUGGACGCGGCAUGAAAUUUUGGUCCUCAUAAAGGGCAAACGAGUGGCCGAGAACCGGGUCCGGAGAGGCCGUACCCCGGGUAUGGGGCUCCGGUCGGGCGUCGUGGAGCCCAAGUGGGCAUCGGUCUCCUCGUACUGUAAGCAGUAUGGGGUCAACCGGGGUCCGGUGCAGUGCCGGAAGAGGUGGAGCAAUUUGGCCGGUGACUUCAAGAAGAUUAAGGAGUGGGAGUCUCGCAUAAGAGAUGAAAUGGAGUCGUAUUGGGUGAUGAGGAACGAUUUGAGAAGAGAAAGGAGGCUCCCAGGGUUUUUCGACAGGGAGGUUUACGAUAUUUUAGACGGAACGUCGGCAGGAGGCCCCACGGGGCUCGCGUUGUCUUUGGCACCGUCACGAGUCGGGGCUUCCGGUGACGUGGACGAGCCGGAUGCAGAGGAGGAACCCGUCUUUGAUAGCGGGAGGAGCGCCGCCGCAGAGGACGGCCUAUUUUCCGACUUUGAACAUGACGAUGCAGGAGUCACCCCGGAAAUGCAGACACUGCCAAAGGAUGUUCCACCUAUUACCAUUGCGGUGUCAGCUCCUGGAUCGGCGACUCCGGCGCCGAUUUCUGAGCAGCAGUACCAACCACAUCUAUCACCACCACCAGGGUUUCAAGCUCCGGGUGCAACCAAUAUGAAACAACCAGCCUCGAACCCGGAGAUGGGAUCUACUUCUCAGGAGAGACGGAAGAGGAGACACGUCGUGACAGAUGUGGACGAGGAAACAACUAAUCUGCAGAAUCAGUUGAUUGAUGUCUUGGAAAGGAACGGUAAAAUGUUGAGUGCACAACUUGAAGUUCAGAAUACCAAUUUCCAGUUGGAUCGAGAGCAGCGCAAAGUCUACGCUGAUGGCCUAGUUGUUGUUCUUAACAAGCUUGCAGAUGCCCUAGGAAGAAUUGCAGAUAAAUUAUAGAGAAGUGAAAUCAGAUAUAGGAAAAGUUCUUUCCAAGCCCUAUAGAUGAUAGUGGAGGCUGAAGAAUUGCCAGAUUGAAUUACUUCCAGUACGGGAUUCUGUUUUGCAUUUGAUUUUCCUCUAUCAUUUUACCCUCUCUGCUCUUUAUAUCUUUUUUUUUUUUCAUACACAGAUAAUAAGUUUAGAGGUAUUAGCAUUACAUUUCAUACCAAUUUUCUGCAAUUAUUCUUAGAAUCAUCAGGUUUAUAUAGAUAGUUAUCUUUCUCCCAUCAAUUCUAGUGGUUGUAAAAAGUACAAUGCAUUGAUUGUGUUAAUACUACAAUGCAUAUUUCAUAUUUGACUGGAAAGAAAGCAAGUUUUUAUUUUC
This is a messenger RNA of Tripterygium wilfordii, 1572 nucleotides long. Its product is annotated as trihelix transcription factor ASR3-like. Lineage: Eukaryota; Viridiplantae; Streptophyta; Magnoliopsida; Celastrales; Celastraceae. The record is from RefSeq and is a predicted model, not a curated record. The transcript has 3 exons. The coding region runs from base 132 to 1205 and encodes 357 amino acids.